UCAUUUUGUCCCUGGGAUUGGAUCCCGGUGCAGGGUGGGGCAGGGCUGUCCCAUUCUCCGGCAAGCCUCUGCUGAGAAAGCUGGGCCCAGGCAGGCGCUGGCUGGGGAGGGGACCAGCCGAGCUCCUAGCCUUUUCUUUCUGCCUCAGCCCUAGGCCAUGGCUCCAGGCCCAGGCCUCCAAGCCUCUCUGGCUCUGUGCAGACCCCGAGCCCGAGCCCGGGCGGCUCCCGACCGCAGGGCUCCAGACUGCGCCGUGCCGAGCACCGUGCUCCUGCUGUUCGCCUACCUGGCUUACCUGGCGCUGGGCACCGGCGUGUUCUGGGUGCUGGAGAGCCCCGCGGCGCGCGAUUCCAGCGCCAGGUUCCAGCGCGACAAGUGGGCGCUGCUGCAGAACUUCACGUGUCUGGAUGGCCCGGCGCUGGACUCGCUGAUCCGGGGCAUCAUCCAAGCCUACCAAAGUGGGGACAUCGUCCUUGACAACACCACCAGCAUGGGGCGCUGGGAGCUCGUGGGCUCCUUCUUCUUUUCUGUGUCCACAGUCACCACCAUAGGCUACGGCAACCUGAGCCCCCAUACCAUGGCCGCCCGCCUCUUCUGCAUCUUCUUUGCUCUCGUGGGGAUCCCGCUCAACCUCGUGGUGCUCAACCGCCUGGGGCAUCUCAUGCAGCAGGGGGUGCACCGCUGUGCCCGCAGCCUGGGGGGCGCCUGGCAGGACCCGGCCCAGGCUCGGUGGCUGGCGGGCUCCGGUGCCCUCCUCUCUGGCCUCCUGCUCUUCCUGCUGCUGCCCCCACUGCUCUUCUGCCACAUGGAGGGCUGGAGCUACGUGGAGAGCUUCUACUUCGCCUUCAUCACCCUCAGCACCGUGGGCUUCGGGGACUACGUGAUUGGGAUGGACCCCUCCCGGAGGUACCCGCUGUGGUACAAGAAUACGGUGUCCCUGUGGAUCCUCUUUGGGAUGGCGUGGCUGGCCUUGAUCAUCAAACUCAUCCUCUCCCUGCUGGAGACCCCGGGGAGUUCCUAUUCCUGCUACCACCACAGCUCCAAAGAGAACUUCAAGCCCCGGAGCUGGAGGCAGAGCCCAGAUGGGGAGGCAGAACAGCCAGGCUGCUAUCUGGGGGAGCCUAUGAGAAUCACACAGCUUCCAGAGUCUACUCAGGUCUCACGCUGUGGAAAGGGUAACUAGUUAUACUCCUGUGUGCGUUCCAUCUUCUUCCUCAGCAUCAAGAGCCCUGGCUUUCAGCUUGGCACAUGACCACCCAGACUAUAGACUACUUUUUUUAUCUUCCCUCAAGGCUAUUUGCAACUAUAUGAUUAAAUUCAGCCCAAUAGAACACCCAGAAAAGAA
Suricata suricatta (meerkat) is the source of this 1345-nucleotide messenger RNA. RefSeq names its product potassium two pore domain channel subfamily K member 17 (gene KCNK17). The transcript is spliced from 5 exons. Gene Ontology annotation, cellular component: membrane. Gene Ontology annotation, biological process: stabilization of membrane potential; potassium ion transmembrane transport. The coding region runs from base 158 to 1183 and encodes 341 amino acids. Gene Ontology annotation, molecular function: potassium ion leak channel activity. The record is from RefSeq and is a predicted model, not a curated record. Lineage: Eukaryota; Metazoa; Chordata; Mammalia; Carnivora; Herpestidae.